Aegilops tauschii subsp. strangulata is the source of this 910-nucleotide messenger RNA. RefSeq lists its product as uncharacterized. Lineage: Eukaryota; Viridiplantae; Streptophyta; Magnoliopsida; Poales; Poaceae. The record is from RefSeq and is a predicted model, not a curated record. Gene Ontology annotation, biological process: negative regulation of translation. Gene Ontology annotation, molecular function: rRNA N-glycosylase activity.
AUGUCGUUAAUUUGCCGCAUUCUUUUCUUCUUCUUCUUCUUCUUCUUCUUCUUCUUCUCCCUCCCCUUCCACCACGCACUAGACCCAGUCAAUGUACUGAAUGUACAAUAUAAUGUCUCGAGCGACUCGUUCACCGGCGUGUCUGGCCUUUUGUCUAGGCAGUUCGUAGCGUACAGUCGCAACCCACCACAGGUUCUGUUGCGCAGGUUUCUUGCCCCACGGCGGCCUGAUUUCGAAGCCCUUCCUAACCGGUUUAUCAUGAUAAACAUGGUUGACAACGUGCCUGGGCGUACAGCCACCCUCGCCCUGUGCGACGAUGACCUGUACGUCCCGGGUUUCAAAGAUACCACUCUCCAGUGGAACCAUUUCAGAAGAUUCGAGCCAAUCGUGCCUGGCUCCAGGGAACUGCCCGUUCACCACACUUACCCAGAGCUUCUGCCAUUGUUCCCAAACGGCAGCAGAAUGUCACACCUGCAACUGCAUCUAGUACCCUUGGGCAAAGCUGCCACCUUGGGUGCAUUCCGGACGUUGGCAAACUAUAAUCCUCGCACCACGCCAAGGAAGGACCUUAGGUCCGCGCUGGUAACACUAAUCGUCACCUUUAGUGAAGGACACAGAUUUGAUCAGCUAAACAGACGACUGAAGAACGAGUGGGACAACGCUCGACCAAUCUACAUGCUUGAAGAGGAGGCACCGUACGUUGUACAUUGGGGUUCGCUGUCUCGUGCGCUCCAAUGGUGGGAGGAGAGUGGUCGCAAAAGUUGGACCAAUAGUCCACAGGACAUUGCAGAAUUCAAAAAGAUCCAUGCCAACAGUCCCCAGGCAGCUAGAGAUGUGCUGCUCUUCUUACAAAGGACCAUGAAAUUCAAUUUAUAGAUGUAGUACUAUGUUGUUUUACAUUUAAGCCAGA